GUGGCAACCACAAAGUCCUUAGCAACCGCCUCGGAAAACCAGGCGGAAUGAUGGAGACGACAAUCUGCGCCCAAAAAUCCGUUUGGCAACAAGUGUGUGAAGAGUUUGAAGCAGAGCGGCCCAGUCCUCCCAGCAGCUCCCAGUACUCCAGGACACACUCCCCGCUCCUCACCACAGCCAGAGUGUUUGUGGAUGAGGAUCCUCUGGGAGACUUUCACUUGCUGCUCGGCUGCUCACAGACAGAAAAACCUCCAGCUGCAUCUGAACGUCCAGCCACGUGUUUCUUGGAGCAGACAGUGUUUCCUGUGCUGCUGCCUGGACUGGAGGCUCUGCUGAGAGAAGCUCAGACUCACGGCUGCUUCCAGAGGAAAAUUACUGCGUUUAACCCCUGUGACUUCCUCACUGAGUGGCUCUAUAACCACAACCCCUGCAGACGAGAGCAGCUCCCGGUGGACUUUGACGACAUCCCGUUUGUCAAGGAGCAUCUCAGGAUGCACCCCAGGCCUCCCAUCCCUCUGUUCCUCCUGCUGGCGGAGGAUCAGGCUGCUCUGCUCAUUCAGGCCUUCUGGAGGGGAUAUAAGAUCAGGACUCGCCCAGAUGUACAGGAGCUGCGCUGCUGGCAGAAAGAACUGAGAAAAAAACGUGACAUCACCAAAACCGUCCAAUGGUUCUGGAGGCAACAAGAGAGACGAGUGGGUUCGCUGAUGGCAGAUCUUCCAGAAAGCCCCCAGCCAGGCAACUCUGAAGUGUCCAUCCAGGUGUUGUCCCCGACCCCCCAGAGCACGGUGGUCCACAGUCCCAGCACCAGGAUGAGCCCGGAUGAGCCCGGUGAUUGGCUCAGCCCCGGCCUGUUCAGCAGAGAGGAAACCGUCCUGGAUAUAAACCCCUGACUGCUACGUCUCCAUGGUUGUGUUAGCUCAGAUCAUUAGCUCCAGCUACGAGGUUCUUGUGGUGUUUAAAGGCCAUUAAACUCUGUUAGGUUGAUGUCCAACUGACCAAAGCGAUCAGUCAAACGAGCCAUUUAAAGGCCUGUAACCAGCUGGACAUGGCCAGGAAAAGAGGAUUUAUGGACUCAGAUCUGCGUCUAAUCAGUUUAUUGCUUUCAUUGCCUUUUUGAUGGAUCACUUCGCUUCACGGAUCUCACCCGACAAAUGAAAACCAUCUCACACGGGUCACAUGUUUUACUGUUGGGAGUGAAACCUCUUGUAACAGACUUAAUAUUUCCUCUCCGCUGAUACCUCACUGGAACAGAACCACAUUUCCUUGAUGUGUCUUUUCCUUUUUACUUAGCAAUUCAUAUCCCACCAAAAAAGAGGUCAGAGCGUUUCCAUUCAAGCUCGGGACUGAGACUUGUAUCCUGUUUACCAGAAGAGGAAGUUACUCUGCCAGCAAAACAGAAUAAAAGCUCUUAAAAACAUCACUGAGAUUCUUUGUAGGCGAUAACUAUGAAUGUCUAAUAGUUUGUUUACCACUGACAAUAACCUUGUAGAGCAUCUCUCUGGGUAGACUAAAUGUUCCACUAAUGCAACUAUUAAACUAUUUCCUCUGGGAUGAAUAAAGUUGGUCUGAUCUUAAUUACUACUUAGUUAUGUGAUGAUCAGUGUUGGUUUGUUUGUCUGUCUGUCUGUUAGCAACAUUACUCAAAAAUGGACUAAUGGAUUUGGAUGAAAUUUUCAUUGAAGAUCAGAAAUGACACAAGGACCAAGUGAUUAGAUUUUGGCAGUGAUGCGGCUUAUAGUCUGGAUCCACGGAUAGUUAAGGAUUUCCGUAUCAUUGCCAGAAAGCGGCACGGCAUCACUGUAACCAUGACAACAAGUGAACACUACAUCAGCUGCAUUGCUGAUGAUCACAUGAUUGUGAUCCUACAACAAAUCCACCACUGCAGACUUAUCGGGACUUGUCCAUCAGAAAUGAUACAAGGAACAACUGAUUAAAUUGUGGGGGUGUUUCUGAGUCCCAUCAAUUACCGCCGCCCGCUACAUAUUUAGGUCACGCGAUUCAGUAACAUAACGUACAAAUGUGUAACACAUGCCUGUGCUCAGCGCAAGGUCAUUUUGUUUGUGGGUAUAUCUAUAUUAAAUGCUAUGUUGCUGUGAUUUGUUAUCAUCAAUAUCUAAUAAACAAAUACUGCAUUUCUGACAAUGCAAUAUGGGGAAAUGAACA
This is a messenger RNA of Amphiprion ocellaris (clown anemonefish), 2163 nucleotides long. RefSeq names its product IQ motif containing K (gene iqck). Gene Ontology annotation, molecular function: protein binding. The record is from RefSeq and is a predicted model, not a curated record. Bases 48 to 890 code for a protein of 280 amino acids. Lineage: Eukaryota; Metazoa; Chordata; Actinopteri; Pomacentridae. The transcript has 9 exons.